Hemicordylus capensis (graceful crag lizard) is the source of this 1242-nucleotide messenger RNA. Its product is annotated as alpha-1-antiproteinase-like. Gene Ontology annotation, biological process: negative regulation of endopeptidase activity. Gene Ontology annotation, molecular function: serine-type endopeptidase inhibitor activity. The transcript has 5 exons. NCBI's taxonomy places the organism in Eukaryota, Metazoa, Chordata, Lepidosauria, Squamata, Cordylidae. Bases 1 to 1242 code for a protein of 413 amino acids. The record is from RefSeq and is a predicted model, not a curated record.
AUGGCGGCAGAAGAUGCACCUGUUCCCCAUGUAGAUUCCAUCGUGAACGCAGAUGUUACAAGUCCCCAAGAGGACCAAGUCUGCCAAUAUGACCCUCAUCCUUCUGCUGAAGGUCAUCAAAGAAGCAAAAAUGAGAUUUGUCAAAAGAUAAUUGCAGGAAAUGUGGAUUUUGCCUUCAAAUUAUACCACCAGGCUGCUUUGGAGGAUCCUGGCAAGAACCUUUUCUUUUCUCCACUGAGCAUUUUCACUGUCCUUGCAAUGGUCUCCAUGGGGGCUGAGUCUGCCACUGCGAAUCAGCUUUUUUCAGGUCUUGGUCUGAACCAUUCAGAGAUCAGUGAGCAAGAAAUACAUGAAUGUUUUCAUCAUCUCUUCCAAAUGCUGAACUGCAAUAACUCUGAAAUUGAGUUGCGUAUUGGGAAUGCUAUUUUCAUAGAUAAGAAAUGGUUGCCACGAGUAGAGUUCUUGAAUGACUCCAAACAUAACUAUCAGGCUGAAGUUCUUCCAAUAGACUUGAAAAAUUUGACAGAAGCCCAGGCCCAGAUCCAAAGCUACCUGAAGAAGAAAAGCGAUGGGAAAUUAGUCGAUGUGAUCCAGGGUCUUGAUCCAGAGGAUGUCAUGGUUCUUGUAAACUAUAUUAUAAUGAAAGUCUCCUGGGAAAAUCCUUUCAGUCUUCUGAAUGCUCAAGAAGAUUUCUUCUUUGUGGAUGAAGACACAACAAUGAAAGUUGAUAUGAUGAAGAAAGAUGGCUAUUUUAAGAGUUACUAUGAUAAGAGACUGUUUUGUGAGGUGGUUGAGAUCCCCUACAAAGGCAACAUUUCAGCAGUGUUCAUUCUGCCUGAGCAAGGAAAAUUGAAACUGGUGGAAGAGGCACUGGGAAAAGAAAUUUUAGUAAAAUGGAAGAGCUUAUUGAAACUACGGAGAACAAGUGUGUAUCUUCCAAGGAUCUCAUUGUCUGAAAGUUAUGAUAUGACAGAGAUGUUUAAAAACCUGGGUGUUACUGACCUUUUCAAAGACAGAGUGGAACGAUCUGGAAUUACUGGGAAACAUGAGCUGAAGGCUAUUCACAAAGCUCAUCUGAACAUCCAUGAGGAGGGCAUGGAAGCUGCAGCUACCACUGAUAAUGAAGUAGUUCUCACUUCAUUACUCCCUACAAUUAGAUUUAACAGGCCCUUCGUGAUUGUUACUCGUAGAGAAGAUGUGAUAAUAUUCAUGGGAAGAGCUUCAAACCCUGUAGGAAACUAA